This is a messenger RNA of Harpia harpyja (harpy eagle), 1364 nucleotides long. Its product is annotated as zona pellucida sperm-binding protein 3-like. The record is from RefSeq and is a predicted model, not a curated record. Gene Ontology annotation, molecular function: acrosin binding. Gene Ontology annotation, cellular component: extracellular matrix. NCBI's taxonomy places the organism in Eukaryota, Metazoa, Chordata, Aves, Accipitriformes, Accipitridae. The transcript is spliced from 9 exons. The coding region runs from base 1 to 1332 and encodes 443 amino acids. Gene Ontology annotation, biological process: positive regulation of acrosome reaction; binding of sperm to zona pellucida; egg coat formation.
AUGAAGGUUCUCAGGAGCGGGUGGUUCGUGCUCUUUCUUGCAGCCGCAGCCUGGGCGCAGGAUACCCUGGUCUCCGUUACGUGUGGCCACGCGUGGCUCGCCGUGGUGGUGCCGGCUGGAUUCCUGGGGAGCCGCGUGGCCAGUGGGGAGCUGACGCUGGGAUCCGGCUGUGGGGUGACCACCGCUGAUGGGGACGGGUACUGGCUGAAGCACUUGCUCGUGGGCUGCGGGACCACCCUGGAGCUUCUCCCGGACAGCAUCCACUACAGCAACGUCCUCCACUACCGCCCUUUGGCUGGGGGGCCCGUGGCUCGUGCCAGACCCUUCUCCCUCCCCGUGGACUGUUACUACCCCAGGAUGGGCAGCGUUUCAUCUGGGGCCAUCCAGCCCACCUGGGUCCCCUUCGGUUCCACCGUCGCUCACCGGAGACGCUUACGUUUCGCCUUGGAUGUGUAUGACAGUACCUGGUCCUCCCGCCUGCACCAGCCCACCUAUUCCCUGGGGGAAUUGAUCAACAUCGAGGCGUCGGUGAGCGCCGACCCCCGGCUGCCCUUGAGGGUCUUCGUGGACGAGUGCGUGGCCAGCCCGAGCUCGGCGCCGUGGCUGGAAUACAAGGUCAUCACUGACAACGGGUGCCUGCUGGAUGGGCAGCUUGGUCGUUCCCGCUUCCUACCCCAACGUGGAGACCGCUUCCUCCGCUUCCAGCUGGAUACCUUCCUGUUCCCAAACGCCUCCGGCAGCCAGAUCUACCUCCGCUGUCACCUGAAGGCUGUGGCAGAGGGAGCUGGCAGCACCUCCGGCAAAGCCUGUUCCUACGACCCUGCGGCAGCCGCCUGGCACUCCCCCGAUGGGGUCAACUGCUCGUGCUGCGGCUCUCCGGCCGGCUGCGGGGGCCGGCGGCGGCGCCGGCUGACUGGCAGCGGAGGGCUCCUGGGGGAAGCCAGCGUCCGUCUCGGUCCCCUGGGGCUGCUCUCGGUUCUGCCCAGCUCGUCCCCGGCCCCCACGGAGCUCCCCACGGCACUGGAGCCCAGCCCAGCACCGUCUCACCGCCCCUCGGUCCCCGUGGUACGGGGGGAGAAGAAGGACUUGGGGCUGGCUGUCCCUGUCCCCGGCACCAUGCUGGCCAUGGUGGCCAUGUGCUCCAUCCUCACCGCCAUGGGCAUAGCCGGCUGCUACUGUUCGGUGCGGCGUCACCGGCGCGGGCACGGGGUGGGUGACCCCGAGGCAGCCCUGGGGGAGUCCCGUGCUGUGGCCAUGGCCCCCACCGCAGCCGGCGGUGCCGAGGCCACCCCCGAGAAUUCCCUUGCUCCUGCAGACCCUGCCGUUGUGUGAGCCUCCUCGUUUUAGAAAUAAAUUUGUAGCAG